This is a messenger RNA of Drosophila novamexicana, 1194 nucleotides long. RefSeq names its product succinate dehydrogenase [ubiquinone] iron-sulfur subunit, mitochondrial (gene SdhB). The transcript has 3 exons. Gene Ontology annotation, molecular function: 2 iron, 2 sulfur cluster binding; electron transfer activity. Bases 115 to 1005 code for a protein of 296 amino acids. Gene Ontology annotation, biological process: respiratory electron transport chain; tricarboxylic acid cycle; aerobic respiration. The record is from RefSeq and is a predicted model, not a curated record. Lineage: Eukaryota; Metazoa; Arthropoda; Insecta; Diptera; Drosophilidae. Gene Ontology annotation, cellular component: mitochondrial membrane.
GACAGUCGUGCAACUUCUUGAGUGCAACUAAGAUUUUCCAUUCGGAAAACAACAUAUUGUUUGCUUGAAAUAUUUUAAAUUGCAAACGCAGUGCCGUUUCAAUUUCGUACGAAAAUGUUGGUCAACGAAGCCAGACAAGUUUUGAGCCGCGCCAGCUCCUUGGCGGCACGUCACCAGUUACGUGCAAUCAGCAACACAACGCAGCUGGAGCAGCAGGCACAGCCGAAGGCAGCGCAGGAGGCGCAAAUUAAAAAGUUUGAAAUCUACCGCUGGAGUCCGGACAAUGCCGGCGAGAAGCCCCACAUGCAGACCUACGAGGUUAACAUGCGCGAAUGCGGUCCCAUGGUGCUGGAUGCGCUCAUUAAGAUCAAGAAUGAGAUAGAUCCCACUCUGACGUUCCGUCGCUCUUGUCGCGAGGGCAUUUGCGGUUCCUGUGCCAUGAACAUUGGCGGCGUCAAUACCCUGGCCUGCAUCAGCAAAAUCGAUGCGACCAGCUCGAAGCCUCUGAAGGUGUAUCCAUUGCCGCAUAUGUAUGUGGUGCGGGAUCUGGUGCCGGACAUGAACAACUUCUACGAGCAGUACAAAAACAUCCAGCCCUGGCUGCAGCGCAAGAACGAAGCCGUUGAGCAGAAGGGCAAGGCACAGUACUUGCAGUCUGUGGAGGAUCGCUCCAAACUGGAUGGCCUGUACGAGUGCAUUCUGUGCGCUUGCUGCUCGACCGCAUGCCCAUCGUACUGGUGGAAUGCCGAGAAGUAUCUCGGUCCGGCUGUGCUGAUGCAGGCGUAUCGCUGGAUCAUUGAUUCGCGUGACGAAAACAGCGUGGAGCGUCUGAGCAAGCUAAAGGAUCCCUUCAGCGUGUAUCGUUGUCACACCAUCAUGAACUGCACGCGCACCUGUCCGAAGGGUCUCAAUCCUGGUCGUGCUAUUGCCGAGAUCAAGAAAUUGCUCUCCGGCCUAGUCUCGAAGCCAGCGCCCAAAUUGGAAACGGCUGCGCUGCACAAGUAGAAGAAAAUGUUAAAGUCCUAAACUCUUUGUGAAUCCGCUCCCUUAAUCAGUUGGCUUCUGGCUGAAGACUGCUUCUGCAGCGGCAGAGUUACCAUUAUAAUAACCAGUGUGCUCGCCCAGCACCAACUAUUUUUGCUUAUUAUGUUUAUAAUUUAUUUAAGCUUAAAGUAAACGAAAUAUGUUAUUACA